Messenger RNA from Dicentrarchus labrax (European seabass), 4698 nucleotides. Its product is annotated as FHF complex subunit HOOK interacting protein 2B. Bases 780 to 4376 code for a protein of 1198 amino acids. The transcript is spliced from 19 exons. The record is from RefSeq and is a predicted model, not a curated record. NCBI's taxonomy places the organism in Eukaryota, Metazoa, Chordata, Actinopteri, Moronidae.
GACGCGGAGCGGUCAGCUGUUGUUGUGGUUGUCAACAUGUCGCAGACAGGCGGUAAACAACCGGUAAACAACCGGUAAACAACCGGUUGACGGACAGCGGCUGUGGUACGGUUUUGGCGGGAGAAUGGAGGCGUUCAGUAAGCUAACCAACAUGCUGCUGCACGCGCUGGAGACGGUGAGUUAGCAGCUAGUUAGCAUUAGCACAGCUAGCUUCUGUUAGCACAGCUAGCUUCUCAAUAGAGCUACAGACAGACAGUUAGUGUGUCUGUCUCUCUGAGGACAGACAGGUUGAGACUUACUCAUUAAAGUUAAUGAAGCUAACGGCUAAAGCUAACAGCUGUUUACCUGCAGCAGGUGAGUGGUGACGUGGAAGACAGUCUCUGCUGGUUCCAGCUCAUUGAUUAUCGAUCAGAGAACAUAUUAUAUCUCAGUAGGAAUCAAUAAAUGAUCAUUAUCAUUUAACGAAAUAAAGGAAUAAAUAAAAACUAAUCAAUAUAAAGAGUUAUUGAUUUCCUGUCAUUCAAAUAGUUUUUAGCUUUAAUUUAACAUAAACUCUUUUUAAUGAUUAAAUAUAUUUACAGUGUAAAACAACAAUGAUCAAUAAAUACAGUUAUUUUAAUGGUAAAGUUAUAAAACUGUAAUAAAGUCUUUAGUAAUUAUUGUUUACACUGAUAAACAACAUUUAUUAUUAUUAUAUGAAUUUAUAAUAAUUAUAUUAAUUUAGAUAUUCAUUAAUUAAAGGUUAACUAACUAAUUAAAGUUAUUCAUUGACACUGUUAAUGUCACUAAUGUUUAAUCUCUGUCUGUACCUGUCUGUGUGUCUGUACCUGUCUCUCUCUGUACCUGUCUCUGUACCUGUCUGUGUGUCUGUACCUGUCUGUCUCUGUACCUGUCUGUGUGUCUGUACCUGUCUGUCUCUGUACCUGUCUGUGUGUCUGUACCUGUCUCUCUCUGUACCUGUCUCUGUACCUGUCUGUGUGUCUGUACCUGUCUGUGUGUCUGUACCUGUCUGUCUCUGUACCUGUCUGUGUGUCUGUACCUGUCUGUGUGUCUGUACCUGUCUGUCUCUGUACCUGUCUGUGUGUCUGUACCUGUCUGUCUCUGUACCUGUCUGUGUCUCUGUACCUGUCUGUCUCUGUACCUGUCUCUGUACCUGUCUGUGUGUCUGUACCUGUCUGUACCUGUCUGUGUGUCUGUACCUGUCUGUCUCUGUACCUGUCUCUGUACCUGUCUGUGUGUCUGUACCUGUCUGUGUGUCUGUACCUGUCUGUCUCUGUACCUGUCUGUGUGUCUGUACCUGUCUGUGUGUCUGUACCUGUCUCUCUCUCUACCUGUCUGUGUGUCUGUACCUGUCUGUCUCUGUACCUGUCUGUCUCUGUACCUGUCUGUGUGUCUGUACCUGUCUCUCUCUCUACCUGUCUGUGUGUCUGUACCUGUCUGUGUGUCUGUACCUGUCUCUCUCUCUACCUGUCUGUGUGUCUGUACCUGUCUGUGUGUCUGUACCUGUCUGUCUCUGUACCUGUCUGUGUGUCUGUACCUGUCUGUGUGUCUGUACCUGUCUCUCUCUCUACCUGUCUGUGUGUCUGUACCUGUCUGUCUCUCUACCUGUCUGUGUGUCUGUACCUGUCUGUCUCUGUACCCGUCUGUCUCUGUACCUGUCUGUGUGUCUCUGUACCUGUCUGUAUGUCUGUCUGUACCUGUCUCUCUCUCUACCUGUCUGUCUCUCUCUCUCUCUGUAUCUGUCUGUCUCUCUCUCUGUACCUGUCUGUCUCUCUGUACCUGUCUGUGUCUCUCUGUACCUGUCUGUGUGUCUCUGUACCUGUCUGUCUCUCUGUACCUGUCUCUCUCUGUACCUGUCUCUCUCUGUACCUGUCUGUAUGUCUCUCUGUACCUGUCUCUCUCUCUGUACCUGUCUGUGUGUCUGUCUGUAUCUGUCUCUCUCUCUGUACCUGUCUGUCUGUCUCUCUGUAUCUGUCUCUCUCUCUCUGUGCCUGUCUCUCUCUCUGUACCUGUCUUUGUGUCAGAGGGAGCCCACAGUGGAUCUGUUGGACUCGUUUGUGGAUCAUUGGAAAUCAAUAACAAAUUAUUACAUCGAGACAACAGACGACAGUCGUCCUGUCAGACAGACAGAUAUCCCCUGGCGGCUCAGACAGAUGUUGGACAUCCUGGUGUACGAGGAGAAACAACAGGGCGUGGAGGAGACCGGUUCCUGUAUUGAGUAUCUGCUGCAGCACAAACUGUUGGAGACUCUGUGUACUCUGGGAAAGGCUCAGUAUCCUCCAGGUAUGGUUCAGCAGGUGCUGUUGUUCUUCUCCAGGUUGUUGUCUCAGAUGCAGAAGCCUCUCCUGCAGCUGGUCAACGUGUACCGACCUGUUCAGAAGCUGAUUCGUCUCUGUGCACUUCCUGGUUCCAACACUGAGAAGGAGGAAGCUCAGUUCUUAUUGGCCGUCUGUUCCAGAGUCAAACAGGAUCCGCACACACUCAGAUACGUCUUAGAGAUUCUGGACCAACCAGCAGCCAGGACACCCACCUCUGACCAAUCACAGCUCUGCACACAAGCCUCCAAUCACAGGACAGAACCACCACUGCCCUCCAGCCAAUCAGGUUCAUCUGUCUGUAGCCACGUCCAAUCAGAGUCUGGUCUGCUGUCAGUUCUGCUGCAGCUCACUAAGAGUCAGAGGGGCUCGGUGUGUCUGAAGGCCUAUGAGUGCCUCCUGCUGCUCUCCUCCCUCCAGUCUGGAUCUUCAGGGGAGAUUCUGUGUGAUCACACCCAGCUGGCAGAGCUGCUGGCUGGGAGGCUGCUGGAGCUUUACUCCCUGCUGCCUCUGGAAAAUCUGGAUCCUGGAGAGGUUCAGAACUGGCCUCACACACCGUGGAGCUCUCAGUUCUCGCGCUGUAGCUCUGAACUCAGCUCAGAGUCUGCUGAUCACAUGACCAACUUCUUCUCCUGGUUCGACUUCCUGGAUCACCUGACGAGAGAAGCACCUGAGCAGGUGUUAGCAGUGAAGCUAGCCCAGUGUGUUCAUCAGCUGUGGUUGUUGGAUGUUGUUCAGCCUCAGCUGCAGCACACGUGUGAGCAGGUGGUCCUGGUCUGUACCUCGGUCCUGUGUGCUGUGGUCAGACUGGUUCAGUCCUGGACUCUGCUGGAUCAGCUGGUUCACUUCCUGCUGAGGACGCACUCACUGACUCACCUGCUGCUGCAGCGCUGUGACCACAUCUCUGACCAGAUCAGUAUGGUGUCUCUGUCUCUGGUGGACGAGCUGCUACAGAAGCCUCACAGGGACAUUCUGGAUGUCCUGGUGUUGAGUUUCCUGCAGAGUCGUAGUUACCUGUCUCCACCUGCUGCAGGACAGGACGACAGACACACUGAGACCAACGAGGACAGCGAUGACCUGGAGGAGGACCCAUUCUUCUUCUCUGACAGCUUGGUGUCAGACAGUGAGCUGCUUCCUCCUCCUCUUCCUCAGUUCUCUGCUCUUCCUCAGUCUGUACUGGGAUCAGCUGCUGACGUUGUCAACAGCUUCCUGUGUUUAGUUCCUGUUCAGGUUCGCUCAGCUCAGCUGCUGCAGGAAGGAGGAUACGAGUCGUACGUCCACGACGCUCACACUCUGGUGACUCAGUGUCAGUCUCUGUCUCUGACCUGGGAUUGGCCGCUCAGUCUUCCUCCCUCCUCCUCCUCUUCCUCCUCCUCCUCCUCAGGUGAGCUGGAGUUCCUCGAAGGUCCUCUACUGAAGGUCCUGUUCGACCGACUGGGACGCGUCCUGGAGCAGCCGUACGAGUUGAACCUGCAGCUGACUUCCGUUCUGUCCCGACUGACGGCCUUCAGACAUCCUCUGCUGAACGAGUACCUGCUCAACCCCUACAUACACCUGUCUCACUGCGCCAGGUCACUCUUCUCUGUCCUCAUCAGGCUGAUGGGGGAGUUGAUGCAGAGGAUCCAGUCUGUCUCCAACCUAACAGACAGACUGUUGAACACCAGGAGACACCUGCUGGGACUGGACCACAGCACUGGACUGGAGCAUCAGACUCUGCUGAGAGGACUCAUUGUCCUGGAGGAGUUCUGUAAGGAGCUUGCCGCCAUCGCCUUCGUCAAACUGCCCCUGGACCCCAGUGACCCACCUGAACCACCUGAGACAUCUGAGACAUCUGAGACAUCUGAGACAGUUAAUACGAAGAGACAGAAAAAGGCUGGUUCCACAGGAGAGGAGCUGACAGACAGACAGACAGACAGACAGACAGACGCACAGCAACAACAGUAUUGGCAAUGGCAGUCAAGCAGGACCAUGGCAGGAGGCUCCACCAGGAUCCAUGAGAACCUGCGAGACGAGAAAACACAAGAACUCCGGGGAAGAAGUGAAGUUAGUAACAUGCAUUAAUGGGACAUGAAUGAGUGCAGAAAGAGAGAGGAAGAGAGUAGCUCAGUGCACCAUGGGAAAUCCCCCGAUAGUCUAGGCCUAUAGCAGCAUAACUAAGGGAUGGUUCAGGACUCACCUGAUCCAGCCCUAACUAUAAGCUUUAUCAAAGAGGAAUGUCUUAAGCCUACUCUUGAAUGUGGUGAGGGUGUCUGCCUCCCGAACCACAACUGGAAGCUGGUUCCACAGGAGAGGAGCUUGGUAACUGAAGGCUCUGGCUCCUGUUCUACUUUUAGAGACUAUAGGAACCACAAGUAGCCCAGCAUUCAGAGAACGUAGUGUUCUA